CUCGCAGAUAUCCGUGCUCCGGUGCCACUGGUAUUCCAGUUGUUUUCACAUCCCCUUACUAACAAAGAGACUCAAGGCUGCUGUUUUACUUCUCAGUGAGUGAUGCGCAAAUAACAACUGACGCUACAGCACAUCAAGGCGUGAGAUAACAAGCUCAGACUUUUGGAAAAAUAGGAGAGUUUGAACUAUUUCAGACGUUACACUAAACUUUGAGAGUGAAAAUGGUGUCGGCUGGACUGGAGAUCUUGGGACUUUCGAUGUGCGUAAUCGGCUCGCUUCUGGUGAUGGUAGCGUGCGGGCUUCCUAUGUGGAAGGUGACGGCUUUCAUUGAGGCCAACAUCGUAGUGGCUCAGACAAUCUGGGACGGUUUGUGGAUGUCGUGUGUGGUCCAGAGCACUGGCCAGAUGCAGUGCAAGGUGCACGACUCCGUCCUCGCCCUCACCCACGAUCUACAGGCGGCCAGAGCGCUCACCAUCAUCUCCUCUGUGAUGGGUGUGCUGGGUCUCAUGGUUGUGAUUGCUGGGGCACAGUGCACCAACUGCAUCCGUACUGAGUAUGUCAAAGCUCGGGUGGUGAACGCCGGCGGGAUAAUCUACAUCAUCAGUGGUUUGUUUGUGCUGGUACCCCUUUGCUGGAUGGCCAACAACAUCAUAUCGGACUUCUACAAUCCACAAGUGCCCGCGUCCAAGAAGAGAGAGAUCGGCGCUGCGCUCUACAUUGGCUGGGCAGCCACAGCUCUGCUACUGAUCGGAGGGACUUUGCUGUGCUGCUCCUGUCCCUCCAGCGGAAACUCGGGAUACUCAGUAAAGUAUGCACCGACCAAGAGAGCCACGCAGAACGGGGACUAUGACAAGAGGAAUUAUGUUUAGCUACGUGGUUCACAGCAGCCGCGGUGCGUAAAAGUGACCUGCAGCUUUUUAAAAACUGUUGUUUUUUUUUUUACAAACAUUGUUUUUGCACCUGCAACUUUUUUUCCUUCUUUUUGGUUCGUUUUUUUUUUUUUUUUUUUUUUAGAAAUUUGAACUUUGAAAUCAGUCGAAGAACCUCUGCUGUUUUUACACUGGUCCUGCAAUAUCCAAUGGCCACAUAUUUACACAUUAUUAUUAUUAUUAUUGUGUCUACAGGAAAUAAAAAAAGACUAUCAGCCGCAAGAGGUAACUCACAACAAAAAAGGAGUAUAUUUGUUAGGUACCUGCUUUUGUAAAUCUUCGAAAUUUUUAGUAUUUUGAAUUAUUUGGUGUUUAAACACAAUGUUUUUAUAAUUUCUAGAGGAAGUCUUGCCACCGAAAGUAUACUCUUUUUUUAUCCUCGAUGUGCAUUGUCAGCACAAAGUUGUACAGUAGGCCUGAGAAUGGCUGCACUCCCACACAUCCAAAGCCCAAUUUGCAAAGGGGAACGACACUUGACAUUGUUGUUCGAUAACAACCGGAGAAGAAAUAAAUGCACAUACAUUAAAGCCCCAAUACAUCUCAGACAAGGUUUUUUGUGUGUUUUUGGUUUUAAGGCUCAGAAGGGUGAAUGAAAUUCGCUGUCGUAUUCUGGAUUUUUAGAUUCCAAACAGCUUGGGACAUAGGCUACAUUAACAUGUACAGUCCGUUUUUACGCACCUGCACUGAGCACCUGUAAAGAUGUAUUUUUAUUUUUAAUUAUUUUAAUUUUUUUUUAUUAUUGUCUGUGCAGGAAGUAAUUUGUCUUUCCAUAAAUUCCAGGAAUAAUUUUUUUUGUUAUGUUGACUUUUGAUGUAAUGAUUCUUUAUUCACAUAUAUGAAGAUGCAAUAUUGUUUCAUUUUAUUAAGAUUAAACUGAAUAUAUUGUUUCAA
This is a messenger RNA of Melanotaenia boesemani (Boeseman's rainbowfish), 1820 nucleotides long. RefSeq names its product claudin 5a (gene cldn5a). NCBI's taxonomy places the organism in Eukaryota, Metazoa, Chordata, Actinopteri, Atheriniformes, Melanotaeniidae. Gene Ontology annotation, biological process: bicellular tight junction assembly; cell adhesion. The transcript has a single exon. The coding region runs from base 222 to 869 and encodes 215 amino acids. Gene Ontology annotation, molecular function: structural molecule activity. The record is from RefSeq and is a predicted model, not a curated record. Gene Ontology annotation, cellular component: bicellular tight junction; plasma membrane.